AUGAGGAAUAAUGAAUUGAAGAGAUUGUUCCAUCAGUUAGAUGAAAAUGGUGAUGGAAAGAUAUCACCAUCUGAGCUGCAGAAUUGCCUCAGGCUCGUUGGGGAGGAAUUAUCAACAGACGACGUUGAAGGUUUCAUGGUGACGGUUAAUGAAGACGGUCAUGGGCUCCUUCGUUUCGAUGAUUUCAUCAAACUGUUAAAGAUCGAAGAAGGAGGAGAAGAAGAGCAUAGGUUUUUGUGGGAAGCCUUUAGAGUUUAUGAGAUGGAGGGAGAGGGAUGCAUCACCCCGAAGAGCUUGAGGAAAACGCUCGAAAAGCUCGGGCAAUUGAAGACUGUUGAGGAGUGCAGGGAGAUGAUCCGAAGGUAUGACGUUAAUGGAGAUGGUGUUUUAUGCUUCGAUGAAUUUAAGAAGAUGAUGCUACGAACGUAG
Molecule: messenger RNA, 429 nt
Organism: Asparagus officinalis (garden asparagus)
Lineage: Eukaryota; Viridiplantae; Streptophyta; Magnoliopsida; Asparagales; Asparagaceae
Product: putative calcium-binding protein CML23
Exons: 1
Coding region: 1-429 (142 amino acids)
Molecular function (GO): calcium ion binding
Source: RefSeq, a predicted model, not a curated record